UUACCAUUUGUUCAACGGUGAAUGAUUGAGUCCACACUGUUGACACUAUUAGUUUGACAAUACAUAUGUCAGCCUUUUAUGUUUUUUUUUUCUUUUCUUUUUCAUAUGUGUCAAAUAUAUGCAUAACACUCGUUUUUCGGCACUUUUCAUUUGAAUCAUGCAUUCAUUUUAACUGUUUUCCAUACAAUUUUUAAUUGUUGCUAUUUUCUUAAAAUUCAAUUGACUAACUAAACCAAGUUCAACGAAUAAAGACAUGGCAAAGAUUUUGAACAUUCAAUUUAAUCAUAAGAAAAUGAAAAUUUUAAUUCUCAUUGCAUGCAAUGCAAGAAAAUGUUUUACUUGUUAAAUAGACUCGAAUCUCGAAAAUAAAAUGACAAAAAAACUGUGAUUGAAAGAUUUGCAGUGGUUUCAUCUUGUUGAAAUUCAAAUUGACCGGUUAUAUUUCUCCUUGCAUCGAUUGUCAAUUAUGUUGAGAUAGAGGUAAUCAGUGAUGGGAGAUAAGUCGAAAAAAUUGUGUCAAGGCAAAGACACGUUUGAGCGCAUGAAUUUUUUGUACCAAGCGGCAUCUCAAAUCAUACCCAAAUCCAAAGCUCUAUCCUGUUACUAUGGUGCACAGUGCAAAUUGAUUUCGAAAAAAUCACUGCAACGAAUGGAGCCAGAAAUGAAACGAACGAUAUGCAAACAAUGUGGCCUAAUGUUGAGACCGGGUGUGUCUGCCGAAUUGUCAAUUCAAGAUGAGCACCGGGACGACGUUAAUUCAUGUCUGAUCAAGUGCAACAAAUGUAACGCCACCAAGCGCUACGUUGUAAAUCCAAAGUACAAUGGAUGGCUUGAUGCACAAGAAUCCGUUGCUGAAGUGCUUAAACCCAAUGAAACAACUGAUAAAAAGCAAUGAAGCAUUUGAAGCUGGCGGAAACAUGAUUUUUGACUCUGGACAGCGUCAGUUCAAGUGGAAAUAAAACUUUACGCCAUCCGAUGUGUGGCCACCGUGUGAUAUGUGUGCUGAACACAAUUUUGUCGAUGAAUAACAUGAAUAUCAUUAAUUGAAUGCUCCACGUGUUUGCAAUAAAACAAAGCAUUUUCGAAUGAGAUAAGGUGAAUGAUAAUAAA
Molecule: messenger RNA, 1110 nt
Organism: Sitodiplosis mosellana (orange wheat blossom midge)
Lineage: Eukaryota; Metazoa; Arthropoda; Insecta; Diptera; Cecidomyiidae
Gene: Rpp21
Exons: 3
Coding region: 491-895 (134 amino acids)
Biological process (GO): tRNA processing
Cellular component (GO): nucleolar ribonuclease P complex
Source: RefSeq, a predicted model, not a curated record